GAUAGAUAGAGAGGGGAGAAGAGAAGAGAUUUUUAAAAAAAUAAAAGGAAGAAAGACAGCGAGGGUGGGAGGGAGAGAGAGAAAUAGAAAAAAAAAAGAAAGAUGUCAUCCUCUCGUUUGAAAAGCCGAGGCGAAGCUUUGGAUUGCGGCGGAUCAGGGACUCUCUAGCUAGGGACACGAUUUUACGCAACACCGCGGCUUUGGAAUCCACCACCGCUUUGGCCUCUCGAAGCUAUCGAAAUAAAUUACUCUUCCUACACGCAUUCAUAAACAACUGCUGACUUAUUAUUAUUACUUUUUAUAUUUUUUCGUUAUUUGUAAUAACCUAAUUUUGCAUGAAUUUGAGAAUAGGUUUUUUUCUUAGGCUAUAAUAUAAAUAUACAAUGUAAAUUGCAUUGUAAAUGCAUCAUUAGAAGCAUGCAUCAACCAUUUUGUCGCAUUUUAGUUAUAAUAUAAUGUUGCAUCCUUUCGUCCCACACCAUAUAACAACAUUUUAGUCUAACAUUAUCAUUACUGUCAUAUAUUAUUGUCAUAUAACUGAUAGCCUUUCAAAAUUGAUCAUUCAUCUUCAAUAAUAAUUUAUGUUAUUGAAUGCACCACGAUUUAAACUUUCACACAGAAAUAUUCACCUUUGAUAUUUUAAACUGCAGAGAGGAACUAGGUAUGCUACAGACAUUACAGCAGGUGGAGUGAUUCAUCAGUUGGCCCCAGCCUAUGGUUGGUUGGCCCCCAGAGUCUCAGGCGGAUAUAUAUUUCUACAGUUUUGACUCCUGGCCUAAAAGUAUCUGACAUCAUCUUGCUUCAAAAUGGAUUCUUCUUGGAGUAAUUUUCUGUUUCAGGUAAGUUUGUGUGUGUGUGUGUUUGUCAGAGAAAUAAAGAUACAAAUGGUGUUUAGUGUCUCACUCAUCAGAGUGCUAUGGAUGCUGAAGUGAAUGCACUUGGGAUCCUGGGAUCAUACACAUGCUUCUUAUGUUUGUGAUGUCAUAUAAGUCUUAAGCUGACAGUUUGCCAACUAUGCCCCUUACAGAUUUGUUGUAGUACUGCUUAUGAGGACAAGAGUGAGAGCUUGUGUGUGUGUUGACUGGGGUCAAAGGUGGCAUGAUCCCCCAUUGAUGUGUAUUUCAAGUCCUCAGCAGCUAAUUCUUGCUUUCAUUUCCCCAGACUCCGCCCUCACAGAACCAGUCUGAGACAGCCCUCCAAUCAGAGCUGCUUCCGGACAUGACUGGCUCCGCCCAGAGCCCCCCUACAGAGCACAUAGCCCCGCCCCCAUCCACAGUGGACACAGCUGCCCUGAAUGAAGAGCCUUUACCUGGUGAGCAUGCAGGUCUUAUGUCCCAAAAGGUACCCUUUUCCUUAUAUAGUACACUACUUUUGACCAGCAGCCAUACAGCUCUGGUCAAAAGUAGUGCACUGAGUAUGGAAUAGGGUGACGGGUGCCAUUUGAGACGCAGCCAGGAUCAGGUACAAUUUACUUAAUUGAUCAAUUCUAAAUAGUCUAUAAUAAUAAUAUUAGAAUAAUAAUAUAUGCCAUUUAUAAGACACUUUUAACCAAAGUGACAUAAAUACAUUUUUGUAUGCGUGGUCCCAGCGGAAAUCGAAUCCUGGCAUUGCAAGCGCCAUGCUCUACUGACUGAGCCACAGAGGACCACUAUGUUUAUUCAAUAUUAUUCAAAUUCAAUAAACACAUAUGGAAUCCCAAAUAAACUACUGGAUAGGAGGGGGGUGGAGGGGCAGAGAGAAGUUUUCUUGUUGUCAAGAGUAACAGCUGCUGCAGACUAAGUGGAAGCACCUUGAUGUCCUCUCUUUACAUAUCAAAGCUGAAAACACACACACACAAUCCAAUAUCUAUUCAGCCCCACCCUGAACCAUGGGAUUUCUUACCUCAGGAAACAAUGUCCUUUUCACACUCCCUGUGUCUGUUGCAUAUGUUUGUGACAGACAGAGAGGGAGAGAGGGGUGGGGAGAGAGGGAGAGGAGGACUAAAGAGAGGUUGUGAGAGAGAUAAAAAGACAAAGAAAUGUAAUUGAAAAAUAAUGAGUGAAUCGUCUACAUCUGUGAUGGUGAGAGCUGUGCAACAAUGCUACAUCAUAGUUUCUGCCCAGCUAGCACAUAACCUGGCGGGGGGUCUGGGGGUCCUCCCCCAUAUUUUGGGGGGGCAUCUAAAGCUAAUUUGCUGCAUUUCAACACACUCCAAUAUGACCCAUGGCGCUUCUAGACGUCUCUAUUUAGAACAACAAAAAGUAAGCAAAAAUGCCCCCAGUCAUCAAGCUAGGUAAGAGAUCAUUGUUAAAUAUGUUUAAGUGAACUAGAUCAAAGGUAAUUAAAUAAUCAAUAUUGUGUUGCACCUUUAAUCAACAAGUACAAAGACUUUUGAUUGUCUUUAUUAAGACAUCCUCUAUAUCAAAUUUCAGCCAGACCGCCCAGCCAGCCCGAGCCACCUGCACGCCUGACCCCCACCAGUGUAGUCAAUACCUCAACUCUCUCCCAAAACAAUUUUUUCCUCACUUUUCUUUUUCUUCCCAAGGGAAAGGUUUGAAAAAACAACAACAAAAAACACACAUACAACUACACAUUAACACACAAAAACAGCACAUCAUCCAUAUAAUUCAUCUCAUAGGCCUAAUAGUACUGUAGAGCUUUUUUUACUUGCACACAAUAUAGCUGGGUCACCCUGUCCUGUCCCUAGAGUUCCACCACCCUGCAGCGCCCCAACCCAACACACCCCACUCAGCUUUAGGAUCUUAGUGAAACAUUCAUUAUUGGUUUUGGGUGUGUUAUGCCAAGGCCAGAUUGACAACCCACAGGACGGUAGACCCCCAGGGCCAGGACUGAGCAGCCCAGCAGCUAGGGAUUGCCUAAAUAGGUAUCUAUGUUUUAAAUACAGACUCCUUUUGUCAUACUGCAUUCCAUAUAAGGCAUGCAGACCUUAUGAAAGUUGUCCAGUAUUCCCUUAAUCUUGUAAUAAAUUAAAUCUAGUGAUACAUAACUGCCAUCGAUUGUGCUCUGGCAGCCCAAUGGUGGAACAAGCUCCCCCAUGACGCCAGGACAGCGGAGUCACUGACCACCUUCCGGAGACACUUGAAACCCUACCACUUUAAGGAAUACCUGGAAUAGUAUAAAGUAAUCCUUCUUCCCCCACCCCCCAUAAAAAUAAAAAAGUGCUAUCAUAAGUUGAAUGCACCAAUUUGUAAGUCACUCUGGAUAAGAGCGUCUGCUAAAUGAUAACCAACCUUCCAAUUAAUGGCAAUGCAUUUCUUAGAUGCUUAGUUACAUUUGACAUUUUAGUCAUUUAGCAGACGCUCUUAUCCAGAGCGACUUACAGUUAGUGAGUGCAUACAUUUUUCAUACUGGCCCCCCGUGGAAAACGAACCCACAACCCUGGCGUUGUAAGCGCCAUGCUCUACCAACUGAGCUACACAGUUUCAUUUGAUAACAGUCUCCAGUAUCAACAUUUACAAGCAAAUAAAAACAAGGAGAAGGGAUAAUCUGUACACAUGCUGAGAUAAAAGACAUACUCUGCCAGAGUUCAGCCACAAGACCAUAACAUAUUCAAAUAUGUCCCCUUUUGUAUUUUACACAUUCAGCAAAGGAAUAACAUUUCUGAGUGCAUGUUAUUCAGUUACACUGGCAUAUAGUAUGUUCUAUGGGUGGUCUUAAACUGCAGUAAUUUAUGUCUAAAAUUAAAUUAACAUGUAUGGGCAUUCAAACAGAUCUGUAUCCAUUCAUCAUAAUCAAUAUCUUCUACCAGGUCUUCCUCACAUUUUUGUUUUACAUGUUUUGUGUCAUCGGGAAAAGCCUCUAUCAACCCUUGUUACAGUUUGGAAAUCAACUUUGGAGGUUUGUCAGACUGCCUUAAAAUAGUUUCAAUCUUUGAAGCAUCGGGCUUGUCCAGUGUUUGCUGCACAGAGAUAAAUUCACCUCGGCUCCGUCACAGACUGGUCUUCCCUUCCCACUAUCUGAUCCUCCUAAGAUGAGGCAUGACAAAGAAUUACCUUGGUGUAUAUUUAUACAUUAUAUUAUCCAAGAAUAGAAUCAAUGGUUCAAUAAUUGAAAUGACCAUUAUUCCCAGAUCCCAGACUGUAACCUUAAUCAUAAGAUGCUGUCCUGUAGCUACUGUAGGUCUACCUAUCAACUCAAGAUGGAACUUUGUAUAAUUCACUGAUAUUGCUAAUAUACUGCAAAAUUCACCGGAGCUCCGUAGACUGGUCUUCCCUGGCUGUCUGACCCUACUGGGACACCUGUCACCAUCUGAUCCUGCUAAGACAUGAUCAUAGUGUUGUGUACUGAUGGUGCACCAUGAUAGUGAAGCCUGUAGAGCUCUUUAUUACUCUGUCAGUUUUAAAAGUAGAGAAUUAGCUAGGGAAACUGACAAAUCAAUAACAUUACAUUGCUGUACUGACUCAAAUAAAAACUCACAUUCCACAAAUAAAACGUCAGAAUUAUCGGUCUUCAAACAUUUGGCCGCUGGUUUCAUCGUUUGAUUCAGGUCUUAUGUGAAUGAGGCAUAAAUAAUACCUACUUUUGGCCAGCUCUCUCUCUCUGAUGGUACAUCAACUGGCGAAAGCUAGCUAAGUUCAUUUACUUCUGUUGAAACAGGACAAAAAGGCUACAAACAUUUCCAUACAAUCAGCUGUUAGAUAGUAAUAAUAGCCACCUCAUAUCGCUAUCUGACAGAUAGCUACAGGCUAGAGCUGAACUGACUGUGGUAGCAACUAGCUAGCUAAUUCGCUCACCUCAGUCUAGAGGGGAUAAAACAUUAGCUAACGUUAUAUGUCAGUUACACUACUAGCUCAGCACUGGGAAUAAACACUAGUUUAGAUUUUUUUCUGUUAAGUCAAACAGCAGUUACUUUGAAAAGCUAUAUCAGUCAACUAAAGAGUAGCCAGUUUCUGCUCUGCUUGCUUUUACAACUCGGAGAAAGAACUCAACACAUACACACUGAGAGCAGCUGCCUCUGUUCAACUCUCCUGUGCUGGUCCUGCCAGCCUUUCAGAAGCUUUGCCUUCACACAGCCUGUCUGCCCGCUCUCUGGUGUGCGCGUGGUCCUAAAUCCAGCUGUCUGAAACCUCCAAACAGCCUAACUGACCACUCUAAGGCGUCCGCAUGGUCCUAAACUACACCAACGCCGUUUUUGGUAUCACAGUGCAACGAUAAAACUGGGGGGGGGGACAAAAAUGCAAUUUCAGAAUGUGGGGGGGGGGGGGUCAUGCCCCUGACUUUAACAGAACGUUUACUAAAAGUUCCAACAUAGUUACAUUUAAUUACAAAUUUGGUAAUGUUCUAGGAACGUUCUCCAACUGGUUUGACAUUGACCAUUUUUUAGUACUUCAGUACUUCUGCAUAACGUUUCCUACAGGUUUCCUUAUGGUUCUAUUUAAAGUCAUUUUCUCAAAUUGUUCCUAGAAUGUUAAGAAAACUUUCCAUAAAAAACAUAAGAAAACUUUAGUAACGUUCAGAGAACGUUCUAAGAAUGUUAUUUAAAAACAUAUACAUUCCGUUCUCAGCAUCAAUAAAACUCUCUCUAUCCUCAAUCUUAUUAAAUGUGUUCUAGGUGUGUUGGCUGCACCCACCAAUUGGCCACACCUGAUCUUAAUGAGUGCUUGUUUCCUUUUAAAUGAGGUCUGUUUGAGUAGACUAAAAAUGUGUAGAAAAAUUGGCAUUUUAGGUCCAUCCUGGUGGCGCAGUAGACUAAUUCUAUAGAUAAAGAACAGAAGAUCAUAGGUUCGAACCUCACUGACACUGUGCCACAAUCAAAAAUAAAUGUGUUUGCGUAAUUAUUGCCUAAGCAACUUUACUUCCAUUUGUCCUAUCUGUGCUUCGAUUUCAAAACAGUUAACCCAAACUAAGUUAGCAGUGUUAUUAAAAGUUUUAUUAAAACAUGUUCUCAGAACGUUAUUUAAUUACCAUCAAAUUACCUAUAAUUUCCCUUCUCAGAACGUUAAUAAAACCUUCCAGGAAAACCUUCAGGUAACCAUAGUAAAAUGUUCUCAGAACCUCCUUGCAAUGUACAUUUUCACUUCUGUUCUCAGAACAUUUAAAAAGCUUUCCAUUUUGAAUGUCAGGAAACUUAUGUCUUCAUUCCCAGAACCAAUGGGAAACCAAAAACCUAUGUUCCCACAACUUCCAAGGAAUCAAAUGUGCUAGCUGAGUGGUCAUUCAUCAGACGCUUUCAUCCUAAACAACUUACUGUAUACAAAUGUAGAGGGGCCCAAUAGGUUACUUAUUCAGUAUGUGGGGCCCAUGUAGGAAUCCAACCCACAAACUCUACCCUUAGUUCCCUUUCAGGAGUUACCUUAUCGCACACUUUUGUGUUUCUUCUUUCCCUUUCCCCUCUCUCUUUCCUCUCUCUUUCUUUUCCCUUUCUCCUUUAGUGAAGGCCGUCUCCAAGCCUGGCCGGCCGACACACAUCUGCGACACAUGUAACAAGCAGUUUAAGAACAACUACAACCUCCGGCGCCAUCAGUCGGUGCACACUGGCAUCAAAAUGAAGGACAGAGCAACCAUAGAGAGGGAGGAUGGGAGCAAGGGAGGAGGAGGAGGAGGACGGCAAACAAUCCCUCUCUCCCUCCUCCACUUCUCUCUGCCCUUUCAUCCUCCUCCCGCAGAAUCCCUCCCCCAACCCUCCCCACUUGGAAACCAGGAGGGCCAACCUGUUGCGGUGUCCAUCGCCCCAGCGACCGUCACCAUGGCUGUGCCCCAGGUGCUCCAAGCUGCAGUUGUGGUUUCCGGGACAAUGGUACAGGUUGGUUGGUGCCUGUUUUGUCAUUAUUAUUGAAGAAUCAUUUGCUGCUCCCUUUGCCGUUCUCUCUCUCCUCGCCUACAUUAUUUCGCAAUGUAGCCAGAGUAGCUAUACUGACUCCAAAGCCAGCACCAGCCAACUGUCCCUUCCUUCUCAUCAAACCUAGAGCCAGAACCCGGGGCCUCAACCCAACCCCAACCCGAGUCCCAACCAGGUGAGGAAGAACCAUGCGUGUGAGGCCUGUGGGAAGGCCUUCCGAGACGUGUACCACCUGAACCGCCACCGGCUUUCCCACUCGGACGAGAAGCCCUACCACUGCCCCAUCUGCCAGCAGCGCUUCAAGAGGAAAGACCGCAUGAGCUACCAUGUACGCUCACACCAGGGAGGGGUGGAGAAACCUUACGUCUGCCCCCACUGCGCCAAGGGCUUCUCACGGUGAGAAGGGGGAUGACUGGGGGGUAUACACACAUGCACAUAUAUGUACAUGCACACAUGAUCUCUGUAGUGCAAGGGUAGCACUAUCGACGAGAAAUGACCAAUAUGACACGCGCGGGGUCUUAAUCCCUUCUCCUGUCUGUUCCAGACCCGACCACCUCAACAGUCACGUCAGACAGGUGCACUCAACUGAGAGACCCUUCAAGUGCCCGGUAAUCCUCUUCUUUCUAACUCACUUUAACUCUUUCGCUCUCUCUUUUUCUACUCUCUGCAUGUCUUUUUGACCCCCACGAUGAAUCUGUCUCGGUCCAUUCGUCUGUUAGUUAAUAAGUCACACGCAAUAUCUCAGAUGGGUCUUGCCAUAAAGAUCAGUGAUUUACACAAUUACACUGAUUGGCCAGAUGGUGGCACUAUAACAAGCGAUUAAAAUGCUAACUUUGAAAGGUCACGCCCCUCAACCCGUUUGACCUGAAGUCAUGAAGUUCGGUACAUACAGUACCAGUCAAAAGUUUGGACACACCUACUCAUUCCAGGGGUUUUCUUUAUUUUUACUAUUUUCUACAUUGUAGAAUAAUAGUGAAGACAUCAAAACUAUGAAAUAACACAUAUGGAAAUAGGUAGUAACCAAAAAAGUGUUAAACAAAUCAACAUAUAUUUUAUAUUUGAGAUUCUUCAAAGUAGCCACCCUUUGCCUUGAUGACAGCUUUGCACACUCUUGACAUUCUCUCAACCAGCUUCAUGAUGUAGUCACCUGGAAUGUAUUUCAAUUAACAGGUGUGCCUUGUUAAAAGUUAAUUUGUGGAAUUUCUUUCCUUAAUGCGUUUGAGCCAAUCAGUUGUGUUGUGACAAGGUAGGGUUGGUAUACAGAAGAUAGCCCUAUUUGGUAAAAGACCAAGUCCAUAUUAUGGCAAGAACAGCUCAAAUCAGCAAAGAGAAACGACAGUCCAUCAUUACUUUAAGACAUGAAGGUCAGUCAAUACAGAACAUUUCAAGAACUUUGAAAGUUUCUUCAAGCGCAGUCGCAAAAACCAUCAAGCGUUAUGAUGAAACUGGCUCUCAUGAGGACCGCCACAGGAAAGGUAGACCCAGAGUUACCUCUGCUGCAGAGGAUACGUUCAUUAGAGUUACCAGCCUCAGAAAUUGCAGCCCAAAUAAAUGCUUCACAGAGUUCAAGUAACAGACACAUCUCAACAUCAACAAUUGAGAUGGUUUGGGAUGAGUUGGACCGCAGAGUGAAGAAAAAGCAACCAACAAGUGCUCAGCAUAUGUGGGAACUCCUUCAAGAAGCAUUCCAGGUGAAGCUGGUUGAGAGAAUGCCAAGAAUGUGCAAAGCUGUCAUCAAGGCAAAGGGUGGCUACUUUUAAGAAUCUAAAAUCUAAAAUAUAUUUUGAUUUGUUUAACACUUUUUUGGUUAAUACAUGUUUCCAUAUGUGUUAUUUCAUAGUUUUGAUGUCUUCACUAUUAUUCUACAAUGUAGAAAAUAGUAAAAAAUUAAGAAAAACCCUUGAAUGAGUAGGUGUGUCCAAACUUUUGACUGGUACUGUAGGUCCCUCCUCACAAGGAACAGAUUUGCCUCAGGGACCCAUAAGGUCAGCCAUGAUGGAUUUUCUGCCAUUUUGGAUUUUGUGAAAAACACUUACUCCUCUGGCACCUAAUGACCGAUCUGCACGAAACUGCAUCAUUCGUGGGAGACAACAUAUUAACUCUUGCCUUGUUUUUUCUCCCUAUUUUCAACCUUGUUUUCUGUCAUAUGUCCCUUGCUUCUCUGUAUACACUGUAUAAAUUGUUUUAAAGGCAAUUUAAUGACAUUGACCUGCCUAGCUACUAAAAUAUAAUGAUGAAGAAAAUGUCAAAAUGUCCAAGAUACAACAAUGGUUUUGUGUGUGUGCACGCGUGUGCUACACAGACCUGCACGUCUGCCUUCGCCACGCGGGACCGUCUCCGUGCCCACCUGAUUCGCCAUGAGGAGAAAGUGCCGUGCCACAUCUGUGGCAAGCUCCUCUCUGCCGCCUACAUCACCGAUCACAUGAGGGUCCACAACCAAUCACAGCACCACGCCUGCCACCUGUGCAACCGCAGUGAGUGGACAUCUGUGUGCUUUUUUAAGUUUGUGACAGCAGAGGAGAAUACAUGUGUAACGGAGGUGGUUACACAGGUAUCCUUCUCUCAUUUACAUGUUUUACAUUUUAGUCAUUUAGCAGACGCUCUUAUCCAGAGCGACUUACAGUUUGUGAGUGCAUACAUUUUUCAUACUGGCCCCCCAUGGGAAUCGAACCCACAACCCUGGCAUUGCAAGCGCCAUGCUCUACCAACUGAGCUACAGGAGGCCCCGAUAUUCCUCCCCUUUCCUCAUCACUCAUAUGUCCUUCUCUUUUGUUCCUAAUCUUUUGUUCCUCACCUUUUCUUAUUUCUCAAUGCUCUCCCUCCCUCUCUCCUCCUCCCUCUCUCCCUUGUCUCCCUCCAGGCUUCACCACCCUCACCUACCUGCGUGUCCACGCUCAGAAACACCACGGCCAGGAGUGGAAGGAGAGCGGCGGGAUGCGGGGCAUGUUCGGUGGGGCCGGUGCCGGCGGGGUGCUGCUGUGCCAGCUGUGUGGGGUGCAGUGCAAGACACCCACCCAGCUCCAGGGCCACAUGGGCACCCAUGCCGCCCUCCAGGUCCAGGGCGCCCCCAGCCCCAGCAGUAGCCCCGCGGGGACCGGUACCAUGGCUGUGGCCGUGUCUCUGUCAGGCAGCUCAACCGUGGGCCUGCUGGUCACUGACUGCUCCAGCAUUGCCCCCCAGCCUCUCAGCUAG
Messenger RNA from Coregonus sp. 'balchen', 9970 nucleotides. The record is from the annotation of a GenBank genome assembly. Lineage: Eukaryota; Metazoa; Chordata; Actinopteri; Salmoniformes; Salmonidae.